UUGUCUGCCGCGUCCCGGACGUUUGUGGCGGUGGCAGCGGGUUGGGGCGGCCGCGCCACCAUGGCGGUGCGACAGGCGCUGGGCCGAGGCCUGCAGCUGGGUCGGGCGCUGCUGCUGCGCUUCGCGGCCAAGCCCGGCCUGUCGGGCUGGGGGAGGCCCGGCCCCGCGGCGGCCUGGGGCCGCGGAGAACGCCCGGGCCGGGCCUCAGGCCCCGGAGCGCAGCCGCGCCCGCUUGGGCUCCCCCUCCCCGACCGCUACCGCUUCUUCCGCCAGUCGGUGGCGGGGUUGGCGGCGCGGAUCCAGCGGCAGUUCGUGGUGCGGGCCCGGGGCGGCGCAGGCCCUUGCGGCCGAGCGGUCUUCCUGGCCUUCGGGUUGGGGCUGGGGCUGAUCGAGGAGAAGCAGGCGGAAGGCCGGCGGGCCGCCCUGGCCUGUCAGGAGAUCCAGGCAGUUUUUACACAGAAAAACAAGCUGGUGGCUGACCCACUGGACAGGCGGUACUGGCAGGGCUUUCGUCUGGAGGAUUACCUGAUUGGACAGUCCAUUGGCAAGGGCUGCAGUGCUGCUGUGUAUGAAGCCACCUUGCCUACUUUGCCCCAGCACCUGGAGAAGGCCAAGUGUCUUGGCCUUCUAAGAAAAGGCCCAGAUGUCCUCCCAAAGGGAGUGGAUGAGGAGCAGGCACCAGAGGCCCCUGCCUUUCCCUUCGCCAUCAAGAUGAUGUGGAAUAUCUCGGCAGAUUCCUCCACUGAAGCCAUCUUAAGCAAGAUGAGACAGGAGCUAGUCCCAGCAAGCCGGGUGGCCUUGGAUGGAGAGUUUGGCGCAGUUACUUACAGAAGAUUCAGACAUGGUCUCAAGCAGCUUGCUCCACACCCCAACAUCAUCCGGGUGGUCCGCGCCUUCACUUCGUCCGUGCCCCUCCUGCCAGGGGCUCUGGUUGACUACCCCGAUGUGCUGCCCCCAUGCUUCUACCCAGAAGGCCUGGGCCACAGUCGCACACUAUUCCUCGUUAUGAAGAACUACCCCUGUACCCUGCGCCAGUACCUUCAGGAGCACACUCCCAGUCCCCGACUGGCUACGGUGAUGACCCUGCAGUUACUGGAGGGCGUGGACCACCUGGUUCAGCAGGGCAUCGCCCAUCGGGACCUCAAGUCCGACAACAUUCUUGUGGAAUUGGACUCAGACAGCUGUCCCUGGCUGGUCAUCUCCGAUUUUGGCUACUGCCUAGCUGACGAGCAUGUUGGCCUGAAGUUGCCUUUCACUAGCUGGCAAGUGGAUCUUGGUGGCAAUGGCUCCCUGAGGGCCCCUGAGGUAUCCACAGCCCAACCUGGCCCCAGGGUAGUAAUCGACUACAGCAAGGCUGACAUCUGGGCUGUGGGGGCCAUUGCCUAUGAAAUCUUUGGGCUCACCAAUCCCUUCUAUGGCCACACCCACCUGGAGAGCUGCAGCUACCAGGAAGCUCAGCUGCCUGAGAUGCCCAAGUCGGUGCCUCCAGAUGCAAGACAGCUGGUGAGGUCACUGCUCCAGCGCGAGGCCAGCAAGAGACCAUCUGCCCGUGUGGCCGCCAAUGUGCUGCACUUAAGCCUCUGGGGUGAGCCUCUGCUGGCCCUGAAGAAUCUGAAGCUGGACAAGAUGAUUGGCUGGCUCCUCCAGCAAUCAGCGGCCACUCUGCUGGCUAACAGCCUGCCGGGGAAGAGCUGUGUGGAAACGAAGCUGCAGAUGCUGUUUCUGGCGAACCUGGAGUGUGAGGCACUCUGCCAGGCAGCCCUCCUCCUCUGCUCCUGGAGGGCCACCCCGUGAUGCCUAUGUGCUGCACUGUCACUAAAAGACUCACGGGCACCUGUGUCGUGAUGUCAUGAUGGUGUGUGAAGGCCAAAGCAGGUGGCGUGGUUUGGGUGGGUGGGAGUUGGCACAAGCUGGGGUGGAGGGGCUGGUCAGCCAAAGAGGAAGUCUCAGGUUCAGCAAAUGGAAAGAGCGAUUCAGGCUGUAGACAUGCACUAGCUGUGCGGGUUCAAACAAAUCCCAGAGCCCAUCCCAUUUGAAUCUCCAGUAGAAUUAAAACAUCAGUCCAGAUGAUUUAA
Psammomys obesus (fat sand rat) is the source of this 2075-nucleotide messenger RNA. It is a transcript of the gene Pink1, whose product is annotated as PTEN induced kinase 1. Gene Ontology annotation, molecular function: protein serine/threonine kinase activity; ATP binding. The coding region runs from base 61 to 1794 and encodes 577 amino acids. Lineage: Eukaryota; Metazoa; Chordata; Mammalia; Rodentia; Muridae. Gene Ontology annotation, biological process: positive regulation of mitochondrial fission; regulation of apoptotic process; autophagy of mitochondrion. Gene Ontology annotation, cellular component: mitochondrion. The transcript has 8 exons. The record is from RefSeq and is a predicted model, not a curated record.